AUGAGAUUCUCAUCUGCUUUAUUUGUUGCACUUUCUGCCUCUUUGGCGGUUGCAGUUCCUGUUAACUCGGGGACUGAAGCAGCCGCUGAAUGGUUCGAUAAAGCCUACUCUGAGAAGCGUUCCCCUGAGAAGGAUGCCGCUGCUACUGAAUGGUUUGACAAGGCUUACUCCGAGAAGCGUUCUCCUGAGGAAAAUGCCGCUGCUACUGAAUGGUUUGACAAGGCCUACUCUAAGAAGCGUUCUCCUGAGGAAAAUGCUGCUGCCGAGUGGUUUGACAAGGCCUACUCUAAGAAGCGUUCUCCUGAGGAAAAUGCUGCCGCCGAGUGGUUUGACAAGGCCUACUCCGAGAAGCGUUCCCCUGAGGAAAAUGCUGCUGCCGAGUGGUUUGACAAGGCCUACUCUAAGAAGCGCUCCCCUGAGAAGGAUGCUGCUGCUGAGUGGUUUGACAAGGCCUACUCCGAGAAGCGUUCCCCUGAGGAAAAUGCUGCUGCUGAGUGGUUUGACAAGGCCUACUCCGAGAAGCGUUCUAUUAAGGAAAAUGCUGCUGCUGAGUGGUUUGACAAGGCCUACUCUGAGAAGCGCUCCCCCGAGAAGGAUGCCGCCGCCGAGUGGUUUGACAAGGCGUAUGAGUCGAAUUAA
Molecule: messenger RNA, 639 nt
Organism: Penicillium cosmopolitanum
Lineage: Eukaryota; Fungi; Ascomycota; Eurotiomycetes; Eurotiales; Aspergillaceae
Exons: 1
Coding region: 1-639 (212 amino acids)
Source: RefSeq, a predicted model, not a curated record